GAACAAGAGGAAGAUCGAGGGUCCACCAGAGCUCGAUCGAUCUGAAUUGAAGCUAGCAGUGCAGCUAUGCGCUGUUCUGGAACCAUUGCGAUUAGCGACCCGUUUGAUUGAAGCUGAAGAUCGAGCCUUGUGUUCUCUCUAUCUUCCACUCUUCCACCAAUGCAGCGAAACGCUUGGCAAGAAUAGGGGAGCCCUUCCCCUGCCCAAGGAAUUGAGAAAGGCGUUUGGUGAGAAUGUUCAGAUCUCUUCUCUUCUGGAGGUGCCAAACAAGCUACGGCUUUUCUUAGCUGCUGAUCUCAAAAAAAUACGUGAAAGACACUUGGUUGGAACAACUGGUGACGAUUUGCUUGCAGUAGCCACGUUCCUGGACGGACGUUUCCAGAAGCACCAUGUGUGGCAGUCCAUGCUCUCUUUGGAAGACACAAAGAACAAAGUAGCGCAGAUGGCGCUACAAGCGUCACAAGACUUUCCUGCGCUAGUUGAACGUUUGCGCAAGCAAGCGCAGGAUCCAGUCAAUUGGACCCUGGCUGCGUUGGCGAAAGCUGAGGCGGCACCUAAACCACGCGGCCGUGGAGGCCGUGGAGGCCGUGGCAGAGGCCGUGCAAGAGCGCAAAGUGACCCAGCCCCAAAGUCCCGGUGUGCUUCAGAGGCAGCCCUGCAGGAAACAACUCCGAGUGGGCACAAUCUAAAGCGGAGGCGCCUUCAGCCACAAACAUCAGCUGAAGAAUGGCUUUUCGGGCAACCAGAGCAGCAAGAGGAAGAGGUAGUCCUCGCUGAUGUGGAUGCGGUCAAGCAGCAGAUCUCAGAGGAGUUGACGUGUUAUCUGCGCCUCGGACAUGCCAGCCAGCUUGGAAGUUCACCCUUGUCCUUUUGGAAGAACCGCCGCAGCGAGCUUCCAUUUUUGAGUGCCCUUGCAAGGAUUAUCUAUUCCAUCCCUGCCAGUACUGCUGCACUAGAACGAUUGUUUUCGGCGGCAGGACGAGCGGUUUGCCACCGCCGUCCUCGCCUGAACGUCCGCAAAGCGGCGAAGUUGAUAUUCGCUCAUGCGAACGUAGCAAGGAACAUUACCGGACGAAUUGGGGCAAAGAAACCCGUGGAAGAGUGA
Messenger RNA from Cladocopium goreaui, 1105 nucleotides. The record is from the annotation of a GenBank genome assembly. Lineage: Eukaryota; Dinophyceae; Suessiales; Symbiodiniaceae.